AUGACAGUCACAGAUGCCACAAAGCGUACAGAAGACCAGGAGGCCGCUGCCCUCCGAAAUCUCAGUCUCACACCAUACGCAUGUUCCUCGAUUGAAAGGCUGAGCGGAGGGUUGAUGAAUAUUACAUACAAGGGCCAUCUUCUGCGGCCGCUUUCCGAUGGAGCUACAACGAUUAUCAUGAAGACCGGCGAGGAGGAGAGCGCCCUGAUCCCCGGGCUGAAGUUCUCAACAACAAGAUGCGUCACAGAACAGGCCAUGCUACAACAUAUGGGAGGCCGGCCAUUUGUCGUUGAUCCAGAAACUCAUAUCUCUGUGCGGUCCCCCUGCCUAUACCAGUACUUCUCGAAGAGCAAUAUGCAGGUUAUGGAGGAUAUCACAAAUAGCCAACCGCUUCAAGAUUUACUGCUUUCUCCAGUUGCGGCGAACAUGACCACGGCAGCUGCCAAAGCUCUGGGGGAGAGUCUUGGCGUCUGGAUCUCAUACUUCCAUUCUACGUGCCAGAGCCGUAUCAACGCAGUACUAUCGGAGACCAUCAGGCGCAAUGGUGACUAUGUAACUAAAGACUUGGAAAUAGCCAGGCAUAAAGCUUUGGAUGCUUUGUGCCUACCAGAGCCGGCCAGGUCCUAUGCGAGGAAGCAUAUCGACAUCGGCUGCACACCAGAGGACAUUGUCCUUCACGGAGAUUUCUCCGUCAGAAAGUAA
This is a messenger RNA of Aspergillus bombycis, 702 nucleotides long. RefSeq lists its product as uncharacterized. The transcript has 2 exons. The record is from RefSeq and is a predicted model, not a curated record. The coding region runs from base 1 to 702 and encodes 233 amino acids. Lineage: Eukaryota; Fungi; Ascomycota; Eurotiomycetes; Eurotiales; Aspergillaceae.